Molecule: messenger RNA, 2478 nt
Organism: Papilio machaon (common yellow swallowtail)
Lineage: Eukaryota; Metazoa; Arthropoda; Insecta; Lepidoptera; Papilionidae
Gene: FoxK
Product: forkhead box protein K2
Exons: 12
Coding region: 422-2077 (551 amino acids)
Biological process (GO): regulation of transcription by RNA polymerase II
Molecular function (GO): RNA polymerase II cis-regulatory region sequence-specific DNA binding; protein binding; DNA-binding transcription factor activity, RNA polymerase II-specific
Source: RefSeq, a predicted model, not a curated record
ACAGAUGGCGCACGGAACCUUGUAUACUGCGUAUGCCGAUCUGACGUUUUUGGUUAUUUUUGUUCUCGCCUCGUGUUUACUUUAGUGUCUAAUUUUGGUCCAAUUGCGAAAAUUUUGUUGUGCAACACCUCAAAAGUUAAUAUUUCGAUAGGAAUCGUGUCCCGACGCUGAAUAAUAUCGAUCCACGCUUCCGGACUAGAUAUAUGUAUACAGUUUUAUCACGUGGUGGUGUGAUUUAUAUAAUUCUUGUUUACCGCACUAGCUGAAACUUUGCGCAUGUGCGUCCCGUCCGUAACCUCAAAGUGUAGUACGGGGACGGAUUCGGCAGUUUCCGGAUAUCCGGGUGGUUCGUUGGAGCUGUGAUGUGCCAUCGUGAGGGUGUGCGGCCCGCGGGACAGCGUUGGUGAAACACGCGCCGGAGAUGGCUCAAACUCAGUUCACGCGGAGCUCGGAGAGCGACGCAUGGGCGCUGCUCGCGCUCAAAUCAGCGCCCGCCUCGCCGUCGAAGGUGCAAUGGGCGCAAGAGCCGGCGCCCCUCGCCAUCGCGAGACUCGACGGUCGGGAUUUUGAGUAUCUAAUUCGGCAAAAACGGGUCAUAAUAGGGCGGAAUUCGAGUCGCGGUCAGGUCGAUGUAAACAUGGGACAUUCGAGUUUUAUAUCUCGCCGGCAUCUGGAACUGUUCUAUGACCACCCGGAGUUCUACCUCACGUGCAACAGCAAGAAUGGCGUGCUCGUCGAUGGUGUGUUCCAGCGCAAGGGGUCUGCCGCGAUGCUGCUGCCCAAAAGAUGCACGCUCCGUUUCCCCUCUACGAACAUUCGUCUGGAGUUCCAAUCGUUGGUGGAGGAAAGCGGCGGCGGCGCGGGAGGCUCGGGCGCUCCGCUACCGCCGCUGCGCAUCACCAUACCAGUGGAUAACGACGCCCGCAGCCCCGCACCUUCGCCCACAGGCACUAUCAGUGCGGCCAACAGCUGCCCGACGUCGCCGCGGGGCGCUGGCGGUUCGGGCCGCCGGCACGCCGACCUCGGUCUGGUGGCGCAGUAUGCUGCGCUCGCAGACCACCAACGGCCCACCUCUAAUGGCAACGCGGCGUCGUCGACGACCUCUGAGUCGGGUUACGGGUCGCGCGAUGGUCGCGAGGGCCGAGAGGGUAGGGAAGGUCGCGAGGGUCGCGAAGCACGGGAGGGUCGUGAAGGACGCGACGACGCGAAGCCUCCGUACAGCUACGCUCAGCUCAUCGUGCAGGCCGUCGCCUCUGCGCCAGACAAGCAGCUGACGCUGAGCGGUAUCUACAGCUACAUCACCAAGCACUACCCGUACUACCGCACCGCCGACAAGGGUUGGCAGAACUCCAUACGGCACAACUUAUCGCUUAACAGAUAUUUCAUCAAAGUACCGCGCAGUCAGGAGGAGCCGGGCAAAGGCAGCUUCUGGCGCAUAGACCCGCAGAGCGAGGGCAAACUGAUCGAGCUCUCGUUCCGCCCGCGUCGCCCCCGCGGAGUGCAGUUCCGCGCACCCUUCGGACUCUCCUCACGGAGUGCUCCGACGUCCCCUUCACAAGUGGGCGUGUCGGGCUUGGUGACGCCCGAGGAGUUGUCGCGGGAGCCCACGCCCGACCUCUUCACCGGGGAAGAAAACGACCAACAGGCGAGUCAACAGCGGUUGGGCGGGGCCGGAAGCGGAGGCGGGGGCACAUCGCACUCGACGCAGUACCUGUUCCCGCAGCGCAGCGGCGUCAGUCAGAGCGCGCCCGGCUCACCAGGUCACGGGUUGUCGUACAACGCCAGCAGCAGUGGUCUGGUGAUGACAGUCGUCACCAAUGGCGCCGGUGGUGAGAGAGAGGAGAAGUACGUGGUGGGGCGCGGCGCGGGGGGGCUGGUGUCGCUGCAGGAGGAGGAGGCGCCCCCCGCAGUGCUGCUGCACCACUCCCCCUACUACUCUGGUAGUUACGGUGGUGGUGAGGAGGGGUGUGCGGCGCUCGGCGGAGAGCUGGUCAUCGAGGAGGCGCCCGACGACCCCCCCCACAAGCGCGCCAAGCACCACCAUCUGUCAGACAUGGAGGACAGGCGCGCGUAUUGACGCCCCGCCGGCCAACACCCGCCGCGUCUCACCUGACCUGUCUCCUAUCACGCGUCCGGUAUCCACGUCCGGAUCUCCGGACGCACAGCCGGCCGGACACCAGUGACGUCACCGGACGACGGCGAGUGUAACAGUAAGCAAUAAAUUGACAGCGGCGAAUAUUGAACUCUACAGUGCUAAGAAUAAAGUGUUGUUACGAGUGGUACAUUUAAGUUUAAGCAAUGCAUUGGCGCAUUUCCUCGUUUUUCUGUCGGUUUUUUUUUUUUAGUUUGUAAAUUGGGCUCCAGCGUUGUCACCUCGGUCCGGGUGUCAUGAGAUGGACUUUUUUUUUUCUGUUAGUCAUUGUAUAGUCAGCUUGAAAAAUAUUUUAAUUUAACCCGAGUAUACAGUAGAUUAGAGUA